CAGAGCUUUGCAUCGCUUCCCAGCGCAGGUCAACACAUCGAGCGAGCCAUGCUUUGCUCCGGCCAGCAUCGUGAUGUCGCCUAAUACCUAUCCUGCCCGGGCAGAGCCUACACUAUCCUUCACGCAGGGCCUCAUCGUCGGCCAGCUGUCGGUCGUGCUUCUGAUCGCGGCCUUCAUAAAGUUCUUCAUAUUUGGCGACCCGCCCUCCCCAGAAGAGACGGCAACGGCCCGGGCCAACGAACGGCGGUCACGCACGCUCGCGCACAAAAGGUCGCUGCUCAGCCUCCGCAGCUCCAGCCAACGCCCCGAGCACACACACCUGCAGGGUGGCGGCCACCACCCAGCCCUCAAGAAGAAGAAGUCCAGCAUUCUGCGCCCCGGCCCGCCCGCCUUGACCAUCGGCUCCAUCCUCAGCAAGACGUACUACCGCGUCGACAGCCACCAGCCCGAGAGCCUCGACUGGUUCAACGUCCUGGUCGCCCAGACCAUCGCCCAGUUCCGCAGCGACGCCCAGCACGACGACGCCAUUCUCACGUCACUGACCAAGGCCCUCAACGGCACCAGUCGCCCAGACUUCCUCGACGAGAUCCACGUUACCGAGCUCAGCCUCGGCGAGGACUUCCCCAUAUUCAGCAACUGCCGCAUCAUCCCCGUGGACGAGGAUGGCCUCACCUUUGGCCCCGCCGGCGGCAAGGCCUUUGACGCAAACAUGGCGCACCGCGAGGGUGGCACCCUGCAGGCCCGCAUGGACGUGGACCUGAGCGACAUGAUCACCCUCGCCCUCGAGACCAAGCUGCUGCUCAACUACCCGAAGCGCCUGACCGCCGUGCUCCCCGUCGCCCUGGCUGUCUCAGUCGUGCGCUUCAGCGGCACCCUGGCCAUAUCCUUCAUCCCAAGCAACCCGUCGCGCCAGACGGGCACCAAGAUGGUCUUCACCUUCCUCGACGACUACCGCCUCGACUUCUCGAUCCGCAGUCUCGUCGGCAGCCGCUCGCGCCUGCAGGACGUGCCAAAGAUCGCCCAACUGAUCGAGUCGCGCCUGCACCGCUGGUUCGACGAGCGCUGCGUCGAGCCGCGCUUCCAGGAGAUCCCGCUGCCCAGCCUGUGGCCCCGGAAGAAGAACACUCGCGGCGGCGACGAUAUCAUCGCCGAUGUCGAGCGAUCUAUGAGCAGGGCGAAGGGCGCGGAUGCGGCCCGCAACUCCAGGCAAGAGUCUGUGGCCUCGGGCGCUCGUCAACACUCGGCCGAUUCUCUGCGCUUCAGGAGGCGACCCCGGUCUGAUGAUGAAUUUCCAAUGCCCGGUUCUUUAGAUGUGGAUGACUCUCCCUGAAUAAGAGUGGAAUCAAUAAACGUGACGACGGGGGAAAAAAAAGCCACCUCAUAUUGUUGCAAUUGAAAUAAGUAACAAUGCACGUCCAAGCUAAGAGAUGGGCGAGCAACUGAAAGACACGUGCUGCCACGGCCAAACCUCGCACAUAUUUGAAACGGAUUCUGCUUGCGCGACACGCCUCUGCUAUUCCAGCUGACGUCUGCCUGCCUGCCUGCUUGCCCGUCUGGGCAGCAGUCCAGUGGCGGCCAGGAACCGACGGUAGUGACACCACAGACCAAGCAAGGAAAGACUCAAGACCCGGGGGACAGGAAGGGCUACCAACACCCCCCGCAUCGGUCUCCAGUCCAGGGAAAGGCAAGGGGGCCAAGCCCCCCCGGGGGGUGGGGAAAGAUAACAAGGCUCUCCCACCGCUGGUGCUAGCAAGGGGAGGGGCCGAGAGACACCCACCACCCCCACUCUGCCCACAAGACACCUACGGCACCGCCGCCAAACGCCGGAGCAGACAAGAAGGGUACCGCUCCCGGCACGUGGGAAAAUGCAUAAAUAGCAAACACCACCUGUAAGCUUAGCACGCAGGUAGCCCAGGACAGAUCUCCCAGGACAUCAAAACGAUAUACUUUCAUUUGUUCCAACAGAGCCGAAUAGACGCUUACUCUGAUCCAGCGCGAUUAGACGCCGGCUGGUGUGUUGGCAAGUUGGGUGGCACAGCAGGCCGAUGCCAUUUUCGAUGUGAUAUUGGCCGUCGUGCGUGGAGACGGGGCCCCGGUGUUUUAGGCGCAGGCUUGUUGUGUUGGCCCCAUCCUGGACAGCAAAACCCCUUAUCACGGGAGAAACGCCGGUACGUCUUCCCGCUGGCAGCAACGCUGAAAAAAGAUUCGGGAAUGAGCAAAUGAAGAAAAAAUCGAGGUAACGGAUGGAUGCCAUGGAAAAAUUCCAUCGUGUGGGGCAUUUCUCUGUGAUUUGUAUCAAUGAUUAGGGAAGCAACACCAAGCCAUAUAACCUCCCCAGCAAUUUACAGCCUUCCAUGCCGUGGCACAGUAUCUCCAAUGCGCCGCUCCAUCGCCCCAGAGUCUUUCAACUCCAUCAACCAGCAGGAAAUAGGCAUCCGGCCCGACGUAUCUUCCCCACCUUACUCUUACACGGCUGACUGUCUAGGGCGCUUGCCGAACACCUUGCCGUACCGCCGGGUCGGGUCUCAACCGUGCCUUUUGGUCUCGCUGGCUGUCUGGCCAAUAUUCGGUUCUAUUUUGGGCUGUACCCCGGGCACACUUGGCUUCUCGACCCCGUGCCGGCCGUGUGGUUUUCAAAAGGGACGGAAGACACCAGAGGAUCUGGCCGCUAUUGAUAAAGCCCCAAAACGACGGCACCACAUCACGAUAUAAUUGGGUCAUAGUGUUAGUGCCUGAAGAGCAGGUGUAGUGUUGGGCGUUGGCACAUUUGUUUGGGCUGCCCCCUGCUCAUUUUCUCUACGUUUUCACCUGAACCUAUGAGCUUUCGGUAGAGAGGCGGACAGGGGGCACAGAAGUUGCGCCCAUGAUGUCCCAGCCUCAACGAAAAAAAAUAGAGCGAGGCUGUGCCGACUGCCACUUUGA
Molecule: messenger RNA, 2922 nt
Organism: Gaeumannomyces tritici R3-111a-1
Lineage: Eukaryota; Fungi; Ascomycota; Sordariomycetes; Magnaporthales; Magnaporthaceae
Product: maintenance-mitochondrial morphology protein 1
Exons: 3
Coding region: 74-1330 (418 amino acids)
Biological process (GO): mitochondrion organization
Cellular component (GO): ERMES complex
Molecular function (GO): lipid binding
Source: RefSeq, a predicted model, not a curated record